Bufo gargarizans (Asiatic toad) is the source of this 972-nucleotide messenger RNA. RefSeq names its product C3a anaphylatoxin chemotactic receptor-like. Gene Ontology annotation, cellular component: plasma membrane. Gene Ontology annotation, molecular function: complement receptor activity; G protein-coupled receptor activity. Gene Ontology annotation, biological process: positive regulation of cytosolic calcium ion concentration; inflammatory response; phospholipase C-activating G protein-coupled receptor signaling pathway. The record is from RefSeq and is a predicted model, not a curated record. Lineage: Eukaryota; Metazoa; Chordata; Amphibia; Anura; Bufonidae. The transcript is spliced from 2 exons. Bases 1 to 972 code for a protein of 323 amino acids.
AUGGGCCGAGUGAGAUUUAUAUCAUAUACUGGAACUGGACCUGCACUGAUGAUGAAUGGGACCAUUUGUAACUCCUCAAACAAUAACAGCUGUGGAGACUAUAAUUACAUUGACACCUCGUCAUAUAACCCUUAUGAUUACUAUUUUGUGGUCUUGUGUUUGGUUUCCUUACUGGGAACCAUAGGAAAUGGUCUGGUCAUCUGGUUCUGCCUCUUCAGGAUGGAGAAGACCGUCAAUGUGAUCUGGUUCCUCAACCUGGCGAUAGCUGAUUUUAUAUUUGCACUGUUUCUUGCUUUCAUUAUUGUAGACUUAGUAUUUCUGAAUGACGGGCUACUUAGUAAUUCCUUGACCAUGAUCACCAUAUUUGUAAUCUAUCUCAAUAUGGUGGUCAGUAUCUUCCAGCUCGCAGUCAUCAGUGUAGACCACUGUAUCUGUGUCAUAUUCCCGGUUUGGUGUCACAAUCACCGGACCAGAAGAUUGGCUCUGAUUGUUGUCCUGGUCAUUUGGAUUUUUUCUAUUUCUUCACAAAUAAUUAAUUUAAUUUACUUAGGUGUAUUGGAUGGCCUUUAUAACUGGAGACCUAUUGCAAGGUUUCUCUUUCUCUUCCUUCUUCCGUUCAUUGUUAUGGUCUCAUCUUACACAAUCCUUAUCUUGCGCAUCAAAGAUAAAAGCAUCAUCAAAUCUUCCAGGCCUUUUAAGAUCAUCGUAGCCGUGGUCAUCGCUUUCUUCAUUUGUUGGUUCCCUUAUUACUUGUUUGACUUUUUGACUAUAAUUCCACAUAUAAACAUCAAUGUCUAUAUAGCUGGAAUAAAAAUUAGUUUAUGUCUGAUGCUUUUUAAUUGUUGCAUUAACCCCAUUCUCUACGUCUUCAUUGGUCAGGAUUUCAAACAAAAAUGUUGUGGCUCUUUCCAGGCUGUCUUUGAGAAGGCCUUCAGAGAAGACAUGGGCCAGAUGAAUUUCAUGGAAAACUAA